AUGACGAAAAUGCAGAAAAAAUACAAAAAAGGUGCGGCAGUUAAUUAUAUCAGUCGUAACCAAGCUUUGCGAAAAUUACAAUUAACUCUAGCUGAUUUUCGACGAUUAUGUAUUCUUAAAGGUAUUUAUCCAGUUGAACCAAAGAAUCGACGUAAAGCAAAUCGUGGUCGUCUAGCAAAUAAAACCUAUUAUUUGGCAAAAGAUAUACGUUUUUUAACACAUGAACCAAUCAUCGAUAAAUUUCGUCAUUUGAAAUCAUAUCUUCGGCGAUUAACAAAAGCAAAAGCACGUAAAGAAAAAACUAAAGAAGAAGCAUUACGUAACAAUCGUCCAUUCUAUAAACUUGAUCAUGUUGUACGAGAACGAUAUCCAUCAUUUGCUGAUGCUCUAAGAGAUUUAGAUGAUUGUUUGACACUUGUAUUUCUAUUUGCUAAUUUUCCAUUAUUGAAAAAACUUUAUGAACCACGUUUACGUUUAUGUCGUCGUUUAUCAGUUGAAUUUCUUCAUUAUGUUAUUACAAGUGGAUCAUUAAAAAAAUGUUUUAUAUCAGUUAAAGGUUAUUAUUUUCAAGUUGAAAUUCGAGGUGAAACAAUUACUUGGAUUAUUCCUCAUAAACUUGGACACAAAAAUCCAGCUGAUGUUGAUUUUAAAAUUAUGGCAACAUUUCUUGAAUUUUAUACUACUCUUCUUGGUUUUGUUAAUUUUAAAUUAUAUUCCGAUAUGGGUUUAAUUUAUCCACCUAAACUCACUUUUACACCUACAACAUCUUUAUCAACACUUUGUUCGGAAGAUGAAUUUUCUGAUGAGUUUCUUGCUUCACUUGGUUUACCAAUUAUGAAAAAACCAGAUGUCAAUCCAGUUGAUCAAAUUGAAGUUGAUCAAGAAGCUGCUCAGCUUUUAGGCAAUACAGAAGCCGAUGAAGAAAACCGUCGAAAAGAAGAAGAAACAAAAACUUUACAAAAACUAUUUUCCAAAUGUAAAUUUUUUAUCAGUCGAGAAGUUCCACGAGAAAUGUUUGCAUUUGCUAUUCGUGCCUGUGGUGGAAGUGUUUCAUGGGAUAAGACAAUGUGUCCUGGUGCAACUUAUGAUGUAUCUGAUCAAAGUAUUACACAUCAACUUAUCGAUCGACCAAAAUUAAAUGAUAUGGUUGUUAAUCGGAUUUACAUCCAACCACAAUGGGUAUUUGAUUCAAUUAAUGCACGAAAAUUAUUACCAGUGAAUAAUUACCUUCCAGGAAGUAUAUUACCACCACAUCUUUCACCAUUUGUUGAAGAAAAAGAAGGUGAUUAUGUGCCACCGGAAAGAUUUGGUCAACGUCAGUCAGAAAAUGAUACUGAAGAACAAACAACUAAUGAAGGUCCCUCUAUGGAUCUCGUUGAUAACAAUGCUUAUUUAAAUGGCAAUCUUAAACGAAAACGUACAGAAAAUGAAGAAACAACAAUAAAACCUACCUCAAAAGAGGAACGAAAACGAGCAAUGCGUGUUGAAUCCGGUCAAGUACAAAAUGUCAAUGUAUCCAAUAUUGUUAAACGUAAAGCAAAUGAAGAAAGACGCUUACGUGAAAUGACAAUACCGAAAAAGCAAAAACGUUUAUAUGAUAAAAUUAAAUUUUCACAAAAGAAGAAGCGACAAGAGGUUGAAAAAUUAAAACGUAAGCGAACGGAAUAUGAAAAGAAUGCAAAGCACGAUAUAACAAAUGAUAAGAAAAAACAAAUCAAAUUAUCAUGA
Messenger RNA from Rotaria sp. Silwood1, 1728 nucleotides. NCBI's taxonomy places the organism in Eukaryota, Metazoa, Rotifera, Eurotatoria, Philodinida, Philodinidae. The record is from the annotation of a GenBank genome assembly.